This is a messenger RNA of Trichomycterus rosablanca, 2602 nucleotides long. RefSeq names its product calsequestrin 1b (gene casq1b). The record is from RefSeq and is a predicted model, not a curated record. Gene Ontology annotation, cellular component: Z disc; sarcoplasmic reticulum lumen. Gene Ontology annotation, molecular function: calcium ion binding. NCBI's taxonomy places the organism in Eukaryota, Metazoa, Chordata, Actinopteri, Siluriformes, Trichomycteridae. The coding region runs from base 165 to 1724 and encodes 519 amino acids. Gene Ontology annotation, biological process: regulation of skeletal muscle contraction by regulation of release of sequestered calcium ion. The transcript is spliced from 12 exons.
AAGCAGGUUGGGACGAUCGGUCCUGCUCUUUCUGGGCGGCACCCACACGCGUCGGACCUUGUUCCUAAAUCGAUUAGGAACAAAGCACAAAUAAAUCAACAAAAAACCAAAAAUAUAUUCAGACUUUUCGAUCGCUCAGGGUUUUGGGGAACUCCGAGGGGAACAUGAAGUGGGGCUGGGGGCUUGCCGUGGUUCUCCUCACCUGUGGAUUUCUGUGCUGGGGAUCGAAGGUCCUCGACAUCCCCGAGUACGAUGGGAAGGACCGCGUCCACGAACUGACCAACAAGAACUUCAGAUCGGUGAUGAAGAGGUACGACGUGAUGGUCAUCUACUACCACAAGUCCGUCGGCCACAGCCGCAUGGCCCGGAAACAGUUCGAGAUGGAGGAGCUCGCUCUAGAGUUGCUAACCAGUCCUGCCGCCCUGACCUACCAGCUUGCUGCCCAGGUGCUGGAUGAUUUUGAGGAUGAAGAUAUUGGAUUUGGACUGAUUAACUCUAAGAAGGAUGUCACAGUUGCCAAGAAGCUGGGUCUGGAUGAGGUGGACAGUAUCUACAUCUUUGCUGAUGAUGAAAUAAUUGAGUAUGAUGGAGAAAUGGCUGCAGAAACUCUGGUGGAAUUUCUCUAUGAUGUGAUCGAGGAUCCAGUGGAGAUCAUUGAUAACGAGCGAGAGCUGAAAGGAUUCUUCAGUCUGGAUGAGGACAUCAAGCUGGUGGGAUAUUUUAAGAACGAUGAUUCCCGACAUUUUAUUGAGUAUGACGACGCUGCUGAAGAGUUCCAUCCCUUCGUCAGGUUCUUCGCCACUUUUGAUUCUAAAAUCGCUAACAAACUGAAGCUUGAGAUGAACGAGGUGGACUUCUACGAGCCUUUCAUGACCCACCCCAAGACCAUCCCGGGUAGACCUUACACCGAGGACGAGUUGGUCGACUACAUCGAGGAACACGACAGACCGACUCUGAGAAAGCUGGAGCCCCACAACAUGUACGAGACCUGGGAGGACGACAUCAACGGACAACACAUCGUGGCCUUCGCGGAAGAGUCGGACCCUGAUGGUUUUGAGUUCCUUGAGAUUCUGAAGGAGGUAGCUCGUGAAAACACAGAGAACCUUGAGCUGAGCAUCAUCUGGAUCGACCCAGAUGACUUCCCUCUGUUGGUGCCCUAUUGGGAAAAGACCUUUGGCAUUGACCUCUCCUCUCCACAAAUCGGUGUGGUGGAUGUGAAGGAUGCGGACAGCGUGUGGAUGGAGAUGGACGGUGAGGACGACAUGCCCACUGCCUACGAGCUGGACACCUGGAUUGAGGACGUACUGUCAGGCAAGAUUGACGUUGAUGAUGACGACGAUGAUGAUGAUGAUGAUGAUGAUGAUGACGACGAUGAUGAUGACGACGAUGAUGACGAUGAUGAUGACGACGACGAUGAUGACGACGAUGACGACGAUGACGAUGAUGACGAUGACGAUGAUGAUGACGAUGACGACGACGACGAUGAUGACGACGAUGACGACGAUGACGACGAUGACGACGACGAUGAUGACGAUGAUGAUGAUGACGAUGAUGAUGACGAUGAUGAUGACGAUGAUGAUGAUGACGAUGACGACGAUGACGACGAUGACGACGAUGACGACGAUGACGAUGACGAUGACGACGACGACGAUGACGAUGACGAUGACGAUGAUGACGACGACGACGACGAUGACGACGAUGAUGAUGACGAUGAUGAUGAGUAAAUUUUUCCCAUCAUCUCAGGGAUCAUACCACAUUGACUGGCACUAUCCAACGUCAACAAAUAUCAACAGGAAGUUCAAAGUUCCUCGAAGGCUCUCACAGUCGUUAUUUCCAAUCUGUGAAAGCUUUGUGCUUUUGUAAAUCCACCAGCGACCCAUCCGAGCCCCAAUCUUCGGGGUGUUACAGCAACAUGUGACUUUUUUUAUAUAAUUCUCGUUUCGUCUUUCCCUUAAUUUGUCUUUGUUUAGUUUCAAAUUCUGAACGUGUCUGUUGUUGCUUUAUUGUACAGUGGAAUAAAGAAGGUAGAUGAGUGCGUGCCGCACUGUACCUGACCUUCUAACAGGGUCUACACCUUUGUGAUCGUCUUCGUAUUUGUGUGUCCAUUUAUUUGUGUACAAACUCAUGUAUCCCAGCUAACGGGGUGAAGUCAGGCUGUGGCAUUACACAAUUAUCACUUUUGCAACCUACAUAACCACUUCUAACCCCUCAGUCCUGACAUUGACCCAUUAUUUAUGGUGCUUAGCCUAGACCCUUAAUUCUGACCACUCAUCCCUGAGUCCUGGUUCCUUACUUUGACUAUCCGUGACCCUAACCUUAACCCUAACCCUAACCUCUCUGACUUUAAACUGACCCCUUGUCUGCCUGACUCCGUCCCCUUAUCCAUGGUGGUCAUUUCUUUUCUCUAACCUUAAACCCAUUAACACAUGCCACUUACCCCUCAAAGAUCUAAAGGUUCUAGAUCUUUAAUGUUCUGGGAACCAGUUUGCUAAUGUUCCUGUUAGCUGGGCUGCUCGGUAAGCCGUUUCAUCUGUGUAACUUUUUGGUAAACCAUCAUAAAUGUGAACCUGUCAAGAACAAUAAAAACGUGACUUUUUUGUUA